GACGUACCAUGUUUUGGUGGUAUUUACCACAAUCGGUUUUGACAGUUUGAUCAAGAAGUAAUAAGGAGAGAUAACAAUGGCCUCAUCUGCCAAACGCUUUUGUACAAUCUGCGAUGAUGACGCAAUUUCCAACGAAGCAGUCACGUGGUGCACCGAAUGUGAUGUUUUAUUGUGUAGUGCCUGCGAAAAACCUCAUAGAAAGUCAAGACUGUCGAAGAACCAUAAAACAAUGUUGGCUGACUAUUAUGCAGAGUUACCUCCAUUCAUUCAAGAAAUAAGUAGUCAAUGCAAAGAUCACGACACAAAGUUUGAACUUUAUUGUUCUUUUCAUGACUGUCCCUGCUGUGUCAAUUGCAUCACCGAUAAACACCAGCAAUGUCAAGAAAUGAAACCACUAUCAGACAUUCUAUCAAAUUUUAAAUCAUCAGCUUCAGUUCAUCAUCUCCAAAAAGAUCUCGAGGAUUUGAAAGAAAAUUUAUAUGAAGCAAUAAAAUACUUGGAAACCAGAAUCAGUAUAAACAAUAUUCAGAAAAAAAAUGCCAUUGAGGAAAUCCGGAAUAUGCGAAAGUCGAUCGAUGACUACUUAAACAAACUAGAGCAAAAAACGAUAAGUGCCUUGGAGUCUACGCAUGCAAACCUAAAAUCAAACAAGAGUACUCUCAUCCAACAAAUGGAACAGCGAGCCUGUCAGAUAGAGCAAUGUCAAAACGAGUUUUCCAAAAUGAUACAAUAUGCAACAGAGCUACAGAUGUAUAUUGGUCUGAGAGAGAUUGAGAAAACCACUUCACAAAUAGCAAAAUAUAUAGAUGAUUUAAAAAAAGGAGACCAUUUAUAUGAUAAAGAUGUAGAAGUAAGGAUUUCAUCUCCUCUUCAGUCGAUCUUACAAGGUGUCAAAUCAUUUGGAGAUAUUAAUAUAAUUACCAGACCUUCUACUCUCCGAGUAAAGACCAGACGAAAUGAUCAAGCCCAGCACUUGCUUCUAAACAUUCCUGAUGUUGAACAAAUUAAGCCAUCUUUCCUUAAAAUUCUGACAAUUCCAGAUUUAUAUGAAGAAUGCUCAUUUGUAGGGGCCUGUCUAGUGUUACCCGAUAGUAAUUUCCUCAUACUAAGCGUGCACAGUAGAAAAUUACUGCUGUUCAGUAAUGAUGGCAUCUUUAUGAAUGAAGUGAUAACAUUCACAAAAAAUCCUUCGAAUGCUUGCUUUAUUCAAAAUGAUAAGGUGGCUGUCACAUUUCAAACACUUAAUUUUGCCAUGUUUACGGAAUUGGUGGAUAUUAAAAAGAAAAAAAUUAUUAAAACAAUUAAACUUUCGCAUGACUGUUGUGGAGUAGCAAGUGAUGGUAAAAUAUUGGUCAUUAGCAGUAAAAAUAAAAGUACCAAAGUAAAUCUGUCUGACAUGUCUCUAACAAUCUUAGGAGGAGUGAGGGUAGGUCAUAUUUCGUUAUUCAAAGAAAAAAUCUAUGGUACCAUUGACACUGAAAACAAACUCUGCUGCUACACCAGUACCGGAGAACAUAUCUGGACAUUUCAGCACCAUGACAUUGCCGAACCACUAGGACUUACAUUGGACAAACAUGGUUUAGUUUACAUUGUUUCUAACCAUAACAGCAGUAUCGUGGUCGUAUCACCAGAUGGUAAAACCUGUAAGACAAUAUUAUCAAAGACUGAUGGAGUAAAAAGUCCUUAUGCCAUAGAUAUCAAUAGGGAAAAAGGAUUGAUGAUAGUGUCAAGUGAUAUAAGUGGUGAUUUUGAUGUUGAAACCUCUGAUUCAGCUUGUAUUUAUGAAAUUCAAAUUGUGUGAUACCUUUUUUUAAAUAUUAUGAAUGAAUGUUUAUUUGUGCAUAAUAUAUCUUAGGGACUGGUAAUUCUCUUGAUUAGGGGACCUGGGAGGAAAUCUCUGAAUAUCUCUUAAACAAAAGUUCAAGUUACAUCUUGAAUAAAAUAGAAAAUAAAUUCAAGACCCUUUUCCAAAGACAUAAACAUUUCGCCAUAUUCAGGGGCUAGGGGUGAUAACAUGAAAUUUUUCAGGAUAUGCCUGCUAUGGUCUCACUAAGUUACUCAACAUCAACCUCAUUCAAAUUUGGCACUUUUUUGUUCUUUUGUUCUUUCCUUUGUUGGAGUAGUUAGGAAAUAAACUUCUGUUUAAAAUUGACAUGUUCAACCUAAUGAUGUGAGGUAAGUAAGCCGAGUGUGACUUCAAUAAUUGUUUUUUUUUUUUUUUAAAGGGUCUUAUGGGUGUGACACUGACUGCAUGCAUUUAUUUCUUCAUUUCAUUAAUGGAAAUUAUCCAAAUAAAGACUCAAGAGUAUCAAAA
This is a messenger RNA of Mytilus californianus (California mussel), 2314 nucleotides long. RefSeq lists its product as uncharacterized. Lineage: Eukaryota; Metazoa; Mollusca; Bivalvia; Mytilida; Mytilidae. The coding region runs from base 77 to 1801 and encodes 574 amino acids. Gene Ontology annotation, molecular function: zinc ion binding. The record is from RefSeq and is a predicted model, not a curated record. The transcript is spliced from 2 exons.